AUGAGAAAGGAAGAAAAGGCUAAGGAGGGCGGCAAAACGUCUGGUGCAGCAGAUGCAGAAGUUGCACUGAAUGGUGAAGUACUUAAUAGGGCGCUUAGGGAUGUCUCGCGCACCGUGGACGGAAGUGGCUAUGCAUUCACUAGACUGAUUUGCUGUGGAAAGGGAGUAACCAGUUUACCAGAUGCUCUGCAACACUACGUGCACCUCAGAUAUAUUGAUAUAUCAGGUAACAAAAUAAGCAAUCUUACUGCGUUCUCAAGACUGCCGAAUCUUCUUUCCCUGAAUGCAGCAGAGAACAAUAUUGAAGAUGUGUCGUGUCUAGCGAGCCCAGGGGCGCUCCCAUACCUGUCGCUUCUUAACCUUAGUAACAACAGGAUAAGUAAAGCCCCUACCCUGCCACUUCAGCGGCUCACGCGUCUAUCACUCGAUGCAAACCCCAUAACCACUUUAACGGGGUUUGUGUAUCCCCCCUCACUUACUCAUUUAAGCCUUAGAGGAACACCCUUAGAGAGUUUAGACUGCUUACCGCUUUCAGACACCCUAACUUCACUAUAUCUGUCGCAUACGCGGAUACAGCAGCUGCUUCCACUGGAAAAGUUCCCCCAAAUUAAAACCCUGGACCUCGAAGGUUGCGCUCUUCCUUCUGAGCAACUAAAGGUUCUCGUUUCUCUCCCUAUGCUUAAAGAAGUGUGCCUUUCCCCUCUGGGCACCAGUGCUGGAGACGACCAGUUUAGGUCUGAAAUAUUAAAGGUCCUUCCACGUCUUCAAUGGAUUAAUGGCCGGGAGGUUACCUCUGAUGAGCUAACGGCAGCAACGACGCCAUGCGAAACGAAUGUGCAGGAGGAAAUGGGACUGGAUCAGCCCCUCUCCGCAGCACGAGUCCUUAAAUCAGUGGUCAACCCAGUACCGGCGGCUUCCUACUGCUAG
This is a messenger RNA of Cyclospora cayetanensis, 927 nucleotides long. Its product is annotated as leucine-rich repeat-containing protein 23. Gene Ontology annotation, molecular function: protein binding. Lineage: Eukaryota; Apicomplexa; Conoidasida; Eucoccidiorida; Eimeriidae. The coding region runs from base 1 to 927 and encodes 308 amino acids. The record is from RefSeq and is a predicted model, not a curated record. The transcript is spliced from 2 exons.